Messenger RNA from Pelagomonas calceolata, 581 nucleotides. The record is from the annotation of a GenBank genome assembly. Lineage: Eukaryota; Pelagophyceae; Pelagomonadales; Pelagomonadaceae.
CUGCAGCGCAGAGCACCGCUCGACGGCAGCCAUAAAGACCACUCUCAGGGCAGCUCUCCCAGAGACAGCUCUCCCUACACGCCAGCGCGACCGUAGGACGCUCUCCCAGACAGCUAGCUCUCCCUACUACGCCGCCAACGCGACAGCUCUCAAACAGCCGUCUCUACGCCAACACAACAAAGCAACCAUGGCCGUCGCGACGACCAUGCUCUCGUACGGCGGCUUCCUCGGUGCCUGCGGCUGGUACGGCGCCCACACGAGCGGUGCCAUGCACUCGCUCUACGCCGGCGUCGGCAGCGGCGCGCUCAUGAUCUUGUGCGGCGCGAACUCGUUCGGCGAGCCGAAGAAGGGCGACAAGGACUACAAAAAGUGGAUGAUCGCGGUGCACCUCGGUUUGAUGUUCAACGCCCUCUUUACAGUGGUAUUUUGCGUGCAGUACCUGCGGUCGCGCGGCGACCCCGACAAAGCCUCGCGGGCCUUCCUCUUCAUGGUCAUGACCGCGGGCUCCGCACUAUCAAUGUGGACGCUCGUCAAGCUCAAGCCCAAGAAGAAGACUGACUAGGCACUAGUACAUUAAGAUU